Molecule: messenger RNA, 1347 nt
Organism: Poecilia latipinna (sailfin molly)
Lineage: Eukaryota; Metazoa; Chordata; Actinopteri; Cyprinodontiformes; Poeciliidae
Product: receptor-type tyrosine-protein phosphatase eta-like
Exons: 5
Coding region: 198-791 (197 amino acids)
Biological process (GO): protein dephosphorylation
Molecular function (GO): protein tyrosine phosphatase activity
Source: RefSeq, a predicted model, not a curated record
UUCGAAAAAAUCCGAUCUUUGUUGUUCAGACUGUCAAGAAAUGACCAGAUUCAGGUCGCAGUGAGAGAAAAAUCAGAAUUGUGUGACUUCAGGCUGCAGAGUGACCGCAGCCUUUUUCUCUGCAGGGCUACAACAGCAGCAGAGAGUACAUCGCCACGCAGGGUCCUCUGCCCUCCACAGUUGUUGAUUUCUGGCGGAUGAUUUGGGAACAGAAAGUGAAGAGGGUUGUCAUGGUUACCAACCACAAAGAAGCAGGACGGGCCAAAUGUGCACAGUACUGGCCUGAAGGCCUGAAGCAGAGUCAGUAUGGAGACGUGUUGGUCUCUGUAACGUCUGAACUGAAGGAACCCAACUGGACACUGAGGCAGUUUACCAUCAAACAGAAAAGAAGCUCAGAGCAACGAUCAGUCAAACAUUUCCACUUCACUGUCUGGCCUGACCGCAGAGUCCCUCAGGGCACAGAGGUCCUGAUCCAGUUCAGAAGGAUUGUGAGGCAGGACAUCGAGAGUGACGGAUCAAAGGCUCCAACCGUGGUCCACUGCAGCGACGGAGUGGGAAGAACGGGAACUUUCAUCGCUCUGGACUUCCUGCUGCAGCAGCUGGAGAAACAACAAGCUGUCGGCAUCAAGGACUUUUUACACAGGAUGAGGCGACAUCGAUCACACAUGGUGCAGACGGAGUCGCAGUACGUUUUCCUGCACCAGUGCAUCAUGGACAUCCUGCAGGAUGAACACAUUUAUGAGAAUGACGACACGUAUGCAAACACCAUCCAGCUUCAGGAAAUUAUGUAACACAAAACUAGUUUCAUUCCUGGAAUAACAUAAGGGUAAACCAUGUCUGUGUGAACAGAUUGGAGGUGGACGGAUUGAUAUAAAUAUUGAUAAUAUCAAUACCAAGUCGGUAUCUGUGUUGGAUAUUAAAAUUGACACUUUGGUUUCCGAUUUUCUGUUGAAAUUUAUUUUAUUUAUGUAUUUUUAUCUCUACCUUAAAAGAUGUUGUGGGAUUUGCUCUGAAAUGGUUUUUUGCACUUUAGAAAAAAACCCACAAAUUAGUUUUUUUCUGUUUAUUGUGUUGAUGUUGUUAAGGUGUUUGUAGACACCUAUCAACUUUUUCCAAAUUCUGUCUUAUAUUUUAACAAAAUAAUUCAAAGAAAAAACUACAAAAACAGGACAGAAGUUUAUUAUAACAAACUCAAAUAGUAAAAAGUAUCGGUAUCUGUAUCGGUAUUGGCGAUACUGGAACUGUAUUUACUUGGUAUCAGAUUGAUACCAAAAUAUGUAGCGUUGUACACCUCUAGUCAAGAUGUGACUGUUUUAUACUGAAUGUUUAAUAAAUGUUUCUGUACUG